AUGACGGAUGGCGGCCAGAGCAGCCAACUUGCUGCUCUGGAGAAAGUGUUGCUCGAUGAAACCGCGGAUCCAGUCAAUCUACCUUUCUCGCUGCUCAGCUCCAUCACAGGAAAUUUCUCUGAAGCUCAGGAAAUCGGCAGGGGCGGGUACGGAGCCGUUUACAGGGGAGUGCUUCCAAGUGGUCGCACUGUUGCGGUGAAGCAGCUCUUCGAGAGGUACGAGAUCUUGGACAAGAAUUUCGAGAGCGAGGUUACCUGUCUCGCGGGGGUCAAGCACAAGAAUACCGUGCGAUUUCUAGGGUACUGCUCUGAGACGCAGCAAGUACUGAUGCCAUACGACGGGAAGCGUGUCUUGGCAGAUGUGCGGCAUAGGCUGCUCUGCUUCGAGUACAUGCCCAGAGGGUGCCUUGCUGACUAUCUCUCCGUCUUCGCAGAUGCAUCUUGUCGACUUCAGUGGACCACACAUUACCAAAUAAUCAAGGGGAUCUGUGAGGGCGUACAUUAUCUUCACCAACAGCGUAUUAUUCACGUGGACCUAAAACCUCAGAAUGUACUAUUGGAUGAUAACAUGGUGCCCAGAAUUGCGGAUUUCGGUCUAUCACGGCGCUUAAGUGGAAGCCAGAGUCGGGCUAUUACUGAUCACAAGCUUGGGACAAUAUUACACCAAAAUUUUGUGCAGGGGAUAUAUGGCACCAGAAUUCCUAAUUAG
Molecule: messenger RNA, 708 nt
Organism: Triticum turgidum subsp. durum (durum wheat)
Lineage: Eukaryota; Viridiplantae; Streptophyta; Magnoliopsida; Poales; Poaceae
Source: the annotation of a GenBank genome assembly